AUGGCGGCCUACCCCGAGAGCUGCGUGGACGCCUCCGUACUGGACUUCGUCGCAGACCUGUCCCUGGCCUCUCCAAGACACCCUCUCCUCUGCGAUUUUGCGCCCGGGGUCCCCUUUGGAGACCCAGCCUUUGCGCUUCGAGAAGGAAGACCCAGGAGGCUGGCAAGGUUUGAGGACGGGGAGCCAGAAGAAGAAGAGGGCGAAGUAGACGAGGGGGAGGAGGAGGAGGAAGAGGAGCGCAGGAGAGGCGUCUCGCUGCUGGGCCGCCCCAAGAGGAAAAGGGUGAUCACCUACGCGCAGCGCCAAGCCGCCAACAUCCGCGAGAGGAAGCGCAUGUUCAACCUGAAUGAGGCCUUUGACCAGCUGCGGAGGAAGGUGCCCACUUUUGCUUACGAAAAGAGGCUGUCCCGAAUCGAGACCCUUCGCCUGGCCAUCGUCUACAUCUCCUUCAUGACUGAGCUCUUGGAAAGCUGCGAGAACAAGCAGACGGGAUGA
Messenger RNA from Tupaia belangeri chinensis (Chinese tree shrew), 495 nucleotides. RefSeq names its product Fer3 like bHLH transcription factor (gene FERD3L). Bases 1 to 495 code for a protein of 164 amino acids. The transcript has a single exon. Gene Ontology annotation, molecular function: DNA-binding transcription factor activity, RNA polymerase II-specific; RNA polymerase II transcription regulatory region sequence-specific DNA binding; protein dimerization activity. The record is from RefSeq and is a predicted model, not a curated record. NCBI's taxonomy places the organism in Eukaryota, Metazoa, Chordata, Mammalia, Scandentia, Tupaiidae. Gene Ontology annotation, biological process: regulation of transcription by RNA polymerase II; developmental process.